GGGCAGGACAUGUGAGAUAGUCACAGUUUUCCAGAGAUCAGGACAAGAUCUAACCAGUCGCGCGUGGUCUCCGGCGCCGGAGCCGGCCAGCCCAGCCCAGCCCCGCGCAGAACCCCCUCCGCCCCCGCGCCCAGAGCCCCGAGCCCCUUGAGGUGCGCGGGACGGGGAGCCGGGAGAAGCAGCUGCAGCGCCUGUCGCCGGUGCCGUCAGUCCUCCGCUCGCGCCGCCGCCCGGGCCGGGGGUCCGAGCCGCGCGCCCCCGGCCCCGGCCCCGGCUCCCGGGUGCCUGGGCCGGAUGUCCCGAUGAGAGAGCCGGCGCUGGCAGCCAGCGCCAUGGCUUACCACCCAUUCCACGCGCCACGGCCCGCCGACUUCCCCAUGUCCGCCUUCCUGGCGGCAGCGCAGCCCUCCUUCUUCCCGGCGCUAGCGCUGCCGCCCGGCGCGCUGGCCAAGCCUCUGCCCGACCCGGGCCUGGCGGGGGCGGCGGCAGCGGCUGCAGCGGCCGCAGCGGCCGCCGAGGCGGGGCUGCACGUCUCGGCACUCGGCCCGCACCCGCCCGCCGCGCAUCUACGCUCACUCAAGAGCUUGGAACCCGAGGACGAGGUGGAGGACGACCCCAAGGUGACGCUGGAGGCCAAGGAGCUGUGGGACCAGUUCCACAAGCUGGGCACCGAGAUGGUCAUCACCAAGUCCGGGAGGCGGAUGUUCCCCCCCUUCAAGGUGCGAGUCAGCGGCCUGGACAAGAAGGCCAAGUACAUCCUGCUGAUGGACAUUGUGGCUGCUGAUGACUGCCGCUAUAAGUUUCACAACUCACGGUGGAUGGUGGCUGGCAAGGCCGACCCGGAGAUGCCCAAGCGCAUGUACAUUCAUCCGGACAGUCCGGCCACGGGGGAGCAGUGGAUGGCCAAGCCUGUGGCUUUCCACAAGCUGAAGCUCACCAACAACAUUUCCGACAAGCAUGGCUUUACCAUCCUGAACUCCAUGCACAAGUACCAGCCGCGCUUCCACAUCGUCCGAGCCAAUGACAUCUUGAAGCUCCCCUACAGCACCUUCCGCACCUACGUCUUCCCAGAGACUGACUUCAUCGCUGUCACUGCCUACCAGAAUGACAAGAUUACACAACUGAAGAUCGACAACAACCCGUUUGCCAAGGGCUUCCGGGACACCGGGAACGGCCGUCGAGAGAAAAGGAAGCAGCUAACGCUGCCGACUCUCCGCUUGUAUGAGGAACACUGCAAGCCGGAGCGUGAUGGCGCGGAGUCCGAUGCCUCGUCCUGCGACCCUCCGCCUGCGCGUGAACCACCGCCCUCCCCCAGCGCAGCGCCCAGUCCCCUGCGUCUGCACCGGACUCGAGUCGAAGAGAAGCCAUGCUCAGCCGACAGCGACGCUGAGCUGGAGCGACCAGGCGAGGAGCGCGCAGCAGCGCCCCUGGGCCGCAGCCCUACGCGGGACGCCAGCCCCGCUGCUCGCUUGACCGAACCCGAACGCGCCCGGGAGCGGCGCAGCCCCGAGAGAGGCAGCAAGGAAACAACGGAGGGCAGUGGGGACGGCCCGUUUGGCCUGCGGAGCCUGGAGAAGGAACGCGCCGAGGCCCGGAGAAAGGACGAGGGGCGAAAGGACGCGGGCGAGGGCAAGGAGCCUAGCCUGGCGCCGUUGGUGGUGCAGACAGACAGUGCGUCCCCACUGGGUGCGGGCCACCUGCCCGGCCUGGCUUUCUCCAGCCACCUGCACGGGCAGCAGUUCUUUGGGCCGCUGGGAGCUGGCCAGCCUCUUUUCCUGCACCCAGGACAAUUCGCUAUGGGCCCCGGAGCCUUCUCCGCCAUGGGCAUGGGUCAUCUGCUAGCCUCGGUGGCAGGAGGCGGUGGCAAUAGCGGAGGCGCGGGACCCGGAACCGCGGCAGGGCUGGACGCAGGCGGGCUGGGUCCCGCAGCCAGCGCAGCAAGCACCGCGGCGCCCUUCCCGUUCCACCUCUCCCAGCACAUGCUGGCAUCUCAGGGAAUCCCAAUGCCCACUUUCGGAGGCCUCUUCCCCUACCCCUACACUUACAUGGCAGCAGCGGCCGCCGCCGCCUCGGCUUUACCCGCCACCAGCGCUGCAGCUGCUGCCGCGGCCGCCGCUGGUUCCCUAUCACGCAGCCCAUUCCUGGGCAGUGCCCGGCCUCGCCUGCGCUUCAGCCCUUACCAGAUCCCGGUCACCAUUCCACCUAGCACUAGUCUCCUUACCACCGGGCUGGCUGCGGAGGGCUCCAAGGCUGCAGGCGGAAGUAGCCGUGAGCCUAGCCCACUGCCCGAGCUGGCUCUCCGAAAAGUGGGGGGCCCAUCCCGUGGGGCCCUAUCGCCCAGCGGCUCAGCCAAAGAGGCGGCCAGUGAACUGCAGAGCAUCCAGAGACUGGUGAGUGGGUUGGAGAGCCAGCGAGCCCUCUCCCCGGGCCGGGAGUCGCCCAAGUGAGGGGGUUCCUUGGCUACUGCGCUCCCACACGGGCCUCCCAGGCCGGGCUGCCUGCCUCGGCUGCCUGGGACGUGUACGGCACAG
Microtus ochrogaster (prairie vole) is the source of this 2531-nucleotide messenger RNA. It is a transcript of the gene Tbx2, whose product is annotated as T-box transcription factor 2. Gene Ontology annotation, cellular component: chromatin; nucleus. Lineage: Eukaryota; Metazoa; Chordata; Mammalia; Rodentia; Cricetidae. Gene Ontology annotation, biological process: regulation of transcription by RNA polymerase II; positive regulation of DNA-templated transcription; cell fate specification. The record is from RefSeq and is a predicted model, not a curated record. Gene Ontology annotation, molecular function: DNA-binding transcription factor activity, RNA polymerase II-specific; RNA polymerase II cis-regulatory region sequence-specific DNA binding.